AUGGGCACGAUUUUGCAGGAAAAGAAAGAAAAAGAUGUGGCACCAGCAAAGUCACCUAAGAAGGAAUAUUCAGCACCAAGUGAAAAACAAGUAAAAGCAAAAAGUGAUCGAACCAAAGAAGAGGUUGGUGCUGCCUCAACUAGAAAAGCUGUACCUGGAAAGAAGGAAGAGAAAACAACCAAGACAGUGGAGCAAGAAAUUAGAAAAGAAAAAUCUGGGAAGACUUCUUCAGUUCUGAAGGAUAAAGAGCCUGUUAAAGAGAAAGAAGUGAAGUUGCCAGCUUCCCUAAAGGAAAAAGGCAAAGAAGUCAAGCCUAAGCCUCCACAGCCACAAGUAAAAAAAGAAGAGAAGCUAGAGCCACAAGUUAGAAAAGAAACGAAAUCAGAAAAAGACACAGUGAAACCAGAAAAGACUGUUUCUCAUGGUAAACCAGAAGAAAAAGGUGUCAAGCAGGUAAAAUCUACCCCAAUAGAAAAAACAGUCAAGACUAAACCAGCAAAAAAAGUUGAACAUCAAGAAAAAGAAUCUCCACUUAUAAAAACAGAGAAAUCAAAACCAACUCUAACAGAAACAUCAGAAGUCAGAGAAUCAGAAAAACCUACAAGAGUAUCAGAAGAUUUUGAAGAUGUUCCAGCUUCAAAGAACGCUAAAGUAGAAGAAGCUGAAGAUGUGUCUUCCACAAAGAAGCAAAAAAGCCCCAUCAGUUUCUUCCAAUGUGUCUACUUGAAUGGUUACAAUGGCUAUGGAUUUCAGUUUCCAUUCACUCCUGCACAGCGCCCUGGAGAGAGCUCUGGCCCACCAAGUUCUCCAGGACAGAAGCAACAAGGACAAUAGGCAGACAUGCAUGACCAUUAUAAGGACUUUAAGAACUUCCAUUUGUCCACAGUGAGACAGGCAACUGAAAUUUAAAAAUUGGGAGAAUUUCUUUGAAAAUAUUUUUAUUCUUCUGCCUGGUAUAGAAAAAAGUGGGCAAAAGGACUGACUAAUAAGCAGACAUAUUGAAAGGUCUGGAGCUCAAGACAAAUCUGCUAUUUGUGUUUGUUGCUGGUGUGGGUAUUUAUAUUAUUUUCUAUUUCCACUCACUAUAGGGUUGUUCACAAAUUACUUUGAAGUUUACUUAAUAAUGGUCUCUUAAAUGUAAUUGACAAAAUUACAAAAUCAAAUUCCUGAUUCAGGUAGAUAGAUAUUUUUAAAUGAAAACACAGACUAUGCCUUAAGUUGAAAGAGUACAGGAACUUACAUAAAAGCUACUGUUUUGUAUCAUGUAGGUAUCAAAGUUCAAUUUACUAAUAAGUCAGUACUUAAUAGUUCAAUUUUAUUUGUGUCUAUUUCUAUUUUAGUUGUGAAUAGGUGUAAGACUGGGUUACAGUUGUACCAAAGAGUGUUGUAGUUUCCUAGUGAUGCUCUUUUAGAGCUCAAAAAUAUCUCUGAACUUCAGACAUGACAAGAAGGAAUAGAAAUGUCUGAUGAAUCUUAUCACUAAGAUUUGUCUUGAAUUGUAAUUAAUACAUUCACUCUAGUGGAAAUACACUACCCAGUUAGGCAGGUCUGGUGAAUCAUUUGUGUAAAAUAUAGGCAAAUGAGAUGUAGAAUUUUCAGAUUUUUCCAGACUAUGUAUGUCCUGAUGAAAAUAUCCUUGGGUGAAAUUGUAGAUCAGUCACUAAAUUUGGGUGACAGAUGCAAGAGUAUUUUUAUUUCACUUUAAUAUAAUCCUUCAAUGGAAUUAAAUAUUUUCUUUCUCAAAAAGAAAAAAUAUGAAUGUCAUCAAACUUGAAGGACUACAUUUUAAACAUAAGCACAUCAUGAUAUGUCUUACUUGAUUUUUUAGUAAUUGGUUAUCAAUGCCAAUGAAACGAAUACCAGUCUUUAACUUACUUGACGACACAUUAUUGGGAAUGACAAUUGUGGUUUUGCCAUCUUUUGUCUCCCGGUAAUAUAAACACUUGUGUUCUUUAUCACAUUUUCCUAUCAGCUCUAACAAUCAUGCCACUGUGAUCUUUUCAUGUUUACAGUUGCAACUCAACUUAUGUCAGAUUAACUCAGGAAAUAAAUUGAGGGUUUUUUUCCUAGCAUUAUACUUACUUUCUGACAAGGUUGCCAGAGUCAAUAUGAGACAAGGUGAUUUAUUUCCAAGGACUGCAACUAAGUCCUUUAAUUCCAAGAUUUACACCACUGGUUUACUAAAAUAUCAUUGACAAGGGCAUCAGUAACAUGUCUGUUACUAAUAAUGGAUUUUCAGUGACUUUUGUGAAAGUUAUAGGUCUCAGCCACAUGCUGAUGGACCUAGCUCACAGCACAAAAGCCAACAUUACAAUGAACCAAGACUAAUGACACUCCUUGUGGGGGGCCUAGCAAUGUGUACCAUCAGCACUGACCGGGUGAUACCAUCUUGCGGAGCCUCUUCAUGUAGCAAUGGAAACUUGUGGCAGGACAGUGGGUAGAGUUUAUUGCUCACCUGCUCCUCCAGCUUGUCCAGGUUAGUGAGUAAAGGUAACAGAGAGAAAAGACAAUAGUUUUUCUUAGAUUUCAUAGAACAGAAUGAUUUAGUCAUUCACUCAUUCUUUCUUUCAAUGAGUAUUUAUUGAGCACUUAGUGCACUGUGUUAGGCACUGGACACUAUCAGAGAAAUAUCAGAGAUAGAUUCUCUUCCCUGUAUUAUCCUCACACAUGUGGCCUUGGCAAAUUUACUAAAUGUUCUAUGCUUGUUUCCCAAAGUGUAAAAUAGGAAUUUCACAACAACCAACCUGAUACACAGGUAUACUGUGGACACUAACAACAUAUCGUAAUAUAAAUAUGACAUCAAAAUUAAUUCCUAAAAUAAUACUUUUGGAUGUUUUCUCUCUGAGUGCUUUUCUACAUAUUACUGUUUCUUUCAAUCUCAUUAUAAAGAUUACUUGAUAAAAAUUAAAAUAUGAUAACUUAUUAUAAUUAGAAUUUAGACAAAUUAAUUAGGAUUAACUAGUAAUAAUUAAUUAAUUAUUAAUAAAACUUGUUAAGGCUUAUCCGCUUAAAGUUACAAUGAUGAUAACAUAUGAAAAAUAUGAACAAAACUCUUUUGUUUGUAUGGUUCCACCAAAUAAAGUAUUUCUGGUCCUUUUA
Messenger RNA from Phyllostomus discolor (pale spear-nosed bat), 3099 nucleotides. RefSeq names its product triadin-like. Bases 1 to 834 code for a protein of 277 amino acids. Gene Ontology annotation, cellular component: membrane; sarcoplasmic reticulum. The transcript is spliced from 21 exons. Lineage: Eukaryota; Metazoa; Chordata; Mammalia; Chiroptera; Phyllostomidae. The record is from RefSeq and is a predicted model, not a curated record. Gene Ontology annotation, molecular function: signaling receptor binding.